AAAAAUUUAGAGGUGAAAGACACCCUCUCAUCAAACUCAACAUUCUCAUUCUCAGUUUGUGUUUUGGUUAGUGAUCCAUUCCGAAGAUGGACGACGAAUUGGCAGAGUUGCAGAGACAAUUCGAGUUCGUGCAGGAAGCAAAGUCCAGCGUCAGGUUGUCGGAGCGAAAUGUCGUCGAAUUGGUCCAAAAGCUUCAAGAACUCCGCAUCAUCGAUUUCGACCUUCUCCACACUGUCUCCGGCAAAGAGUACAUCACUCCUGAGCAAUUGAGGCAUGAGAUUGUGGCAGAAAUUGAUAAAUUAGGGCGUGUUUCUUUGAUUGAUUUGGCUGAUACUAUUGGGGUUGAUUUGUACUAUGUUGAGAAACAAGCUCACCAAAUUGUUUCGGAAGAACCGGGUUUAAUGUUUAUUCAGGGAGAAAUUAUAUCACAAUCUUAUUGGGAUUCUGUUGCUGAAGAAGUGAAUGAUAGACUUCAAGAAUGUAGUCAAAUUGCUUUGGCUGAGCUCGCAGCACAGUUGCAAGUGGGUUCGGAAUUGAUUGCUUCAAUGUUGGAACCACGACUUGGGACUUUGGUGAAAGGUAGGCUUGAAGGUGGGCAAUUGUAUACCCCUGCUUAUGUUGCUCGUGUUAGUGCCAUGGUUCGUGGUGCUUCUCGAGCUAUCACUGUUCCGACGAAUUUGUCCGUAGUCUGGACUUCUUUGCAGCAAUUGCUGCAAGAGAUGGAUGGAACAAGUGGUGUAGCUGUUGAUAGCUCAUUUUUCCAAUCUCUUUUUAAUGGACUUCUCAAGGAAGGCGAGAUUCUUGGAUCACUUCGAGCUGGAGUUCAUUGGACACCCACUGUCUUUGCAGUUGCUCAAAAGGAAGGUGUUGAUUCUUUUUUCUCGCAGAAUUCUUUCAUCAGUUACGGGGUUCUUCAAAACCUUGGCAUUCCCCAGCCUCCUCAAUAUCUGAAGUCCAGGUAUCCUGAAGGUAUAGCUUUAAUUGAUGUGUUCGUCCAUCCCUCGUUGAUUGAUAUGCUGGAUGCUGCUACUGAGGAUGCUCUUGAACGUGGUAGCUGGAUUGAUGCUCUUUCAGUAUUACCGGCAUCCUUUGGGUUUCAAGACGCAUCCAAACUUUUGUCGCUUUGUCCUUCAGUUCAGUUAGCAGGAAAGUCUAAUAAGGCAGUAAUCUUUGGAGAGUCCUAUCUAUUUAGUGAUGGUUUUCUCAAGGCUGUGUAUGAUCGACUGGAGAAGGAUAUGGAAUCUUUUAGUGUUUCAGGGUCUUCUGGGGUUGUGCUGUCAAAUGUUUUAUCUGAUACUAAAAUUGGACACGAUACAAGCAGGAUUACAGAUUCAAAUGAAACUGUUAAUGAGAUGAGUAGUAUUAAACAAACAACUGAGAAAGGAUCAAAGAAGAAAAGAGGUAAAUCUUCUGGGACGGCAGCAGUGAGUGCAACAGAGAAUAGUGUGAAUGUGCAGGAAAAUCUUACAUCAAAAUCAAAGAAAAGUCAGAAGAAAGGCAAGGAUACAUCUUUGCAAUUUUCAGAUUCAAAAGCUUCUGUGAAGAAAGAAUCAGUAAAAAUAAAAGAGGAGAAUAGCAACAUUCCUUCAGAAGAAUGGAUAAUGCAGAAAAUCUCAGUCCUGGCUUCUGAUUUUGAAGAACAAGGUAUUGAUGAUCCGGAGACAGUUAUUAGACCUUUAGCAAACUAUUUAAGACCUAAGCUAGUCGAAUUUUGGAAGCAGAGAAGGAAGGCAUUGUUUACAGAAAACGCAGAGAAAAUGAAGAGCGUGCUCGACAAUUUGCAAAAGAAACUUGAUGAGUCCUUCUUGAACAUGCAGUUGUAUGAGAAAGCCUUGGAUUUGUUUGAAGAUGAUCAAUCGAGUUCUGUCAUUUUGCACAGGCACUUGUUAAGAACAACAGCUGCAGCUAUUGCAGACACACUCAUCUAUAACUUGGAUAUGCACACCAAAUUAAAGAGUGGAGUUGAAGUUGAAGAAUCUCAGAAUUCAGAUUCUGUUUCACUUAGUUCUGGAGAACGAAUUGCCAUUGUGAAGAGUUUUCCUGGAUCUCUAUCAAAUAUAGCUUUUACUGUAGUUGAAGCUCUAGAAGGAAAGCAGCGGGUGGACACAUUCAUGACUGCGCUAAGAGCUCUUGCAGAAGAGAGUGGAUUAAACUUAAGAAAGCUUGACAAGAAAUUGGAAAGAACACUUCUGCAUUCAUAUCGCAAGGAUUUGAUAUCUCAAGUGUCAGCCGAAACGGAUCCAGUUUCUCUUCUACCUAAAGUUGUUUCCCUGCUUUAUAUACAGCUUCAUCAUAAAGCCCUGCAAGCUCCUGGAAGGGCAAUUUCUGUUGCUAUUACUCAGUUGAAGGAUAAAUUAGAUGAUUCAGCCUACAAGAUCCUAACGGAGUACCAAGCAGCAACCGUCACCCUUUUGGCGCUAAUAUCUGCUUCAACUGGCGAUGAAGAGGAUUGUACUUCUGAUAGAAUUUUAAGCAAACGGGAGCUUCUGGAGAGCAAAAUGCCAGCGCUGAAGGGCCUAGUUUUAAGCGCCUCUCAAUCCUAAGCGCAGCACAUAUCAUAAAGGGCCAAAAGGCCCAAAACUGUCUAAUCUAAUACUGAGUUUACCUUUUGAGAAAAUAGCAAGAAAUGCACUUCUUUUUUGGGCUCGAAGGUGCAAGUCUGUUGGGUUGAUUGUUUAUUCCAACCCAUAAAUCUAGGAGACAGUACAUAUGAACUAUCCUGUAGAUACUAGUUUCUUUAAGUUAUAGUUUCCCUUUUCGAGAUGUUUCUCAGCGUUAGAUUUUGCUGGAACGGAUUCUCCUGGCCUUUUAGUGAUGUAAUGGAUUUAGUAUUUAUUUAGGGAAAGUUUCAGAAUU
Humulus lupulus (European hop) is the source of this 2856-nucleotide messenger RNA. RefSeq names its product E3 UFM1-protein ligase 1 homolog. The record is from RefSeq and is a predicted model, not a curated record. Gene Ontology annotation, molecular function: UFM1 ligase activity. The transcript has 20 exons. Lineage: Eukaryota; Viridiplantae; Streptophyta; Magnoliopsida; Rosales; Cannabaceae. Gene Ontology annotation, cellular component: endoplasmic reticulum membrane. Gene Ontology annotation, biological process: protein K69-linked ufmylation; response to endoplasmic reticulum stress; regulation of proteasomal ubiquitin-dependent protein catabolic process. Bases 87 to 2543 code for a protein of 818 amino acids.